Mercenaria mercenaria is the source of this 1347-nucleotide messenger RNA. RefSeq lists its product as uncharacterized. Lineage: Eukaryota; Metazoa; Mollusca; Bivalvia; Venerida; Veneridae. The record is from RefSeq and is a predicted model, not a curated record. The transcript has a single exon. The coding region runs from base 1 to 1347 and encodes 448 amino acids.
AUGCUGAUAAUAUUCAGGAAUACCGAUUUUGCAGAGUACCUUUCGGUGUCAUCAGCAUGUCCGUUUCUACUGGGAGCUAUUGUAGAUUACCAUUUAAAAUCUUACAACGAUGAAAUCGCAGAAAAGCUAAGAAACAACAUAUAUGUAGAUAAUGUUAUAUCUGGAGCCGAAAAUACAAGUGAAGCUAUUAAGUUGUACACAACAUCGAAAUCGAUGUAUGCAGAAGCGUCCAUGAAUUUAAGGGAAUGGAUAACGAAUAGCGAGGUGGUUAAUGAGUUCAUUCCGAAAGAGGACAGAGCAUUCACUAACUCAGUAAAAGUUCUUGGACAUUGCUGGAAUGUCAAAGAAGAUACGAUAAAUUUGUCAAAGCCGAAGGCCGUGUUGGAUCAGCAAGAGUGGACAAAACGUAGCGUGUUAAAAUGUAUUGCUUCCGUCUUUGAUCCACUUGGGUUACUUUCGCCAGUACUCUUACGAGGAAAAGUGCUUCUACAAUCGUUAUGGCAGAAAAAUCAUGAUUGGGACGAAGAAAUAAGUACUGAAGAUCAAAUGAAAAUGUCCGAUAUUUUAUUAGACAUCAACAAGAUAGACACAUUUCAUAUACCAAGGAAGGUUUGUGAACUUCAUGGAACAGUAACGUAUUCCUUGUUGUGUUUCUGUGAUGCCUCAGAGAAAGCAUAUUCUGCGGUUAUAUAUCUGCACACACAUCAAGCUCAAACUUCCAUUGUAAAUAUGGUGUUUUCCAAGACACGUCUUACGCCAGUGAAGAAAAUAACGAUUCCGGGGUUGGAACUACUAGCGGUUGUGAUCGGACUAAGAUGUUUAAAAUUUGUAAGAGAUCAAAUUAGAGUACCAGUCGCUCAAAAUUAUUUGUGGACAGAUUCAAAAUGCGUACUACAAUGGAUUACAUCACAAAAGAAAUUAUCAGUGUUUGUGAAAAACAGAGUCACAGAAAUUAAAGAACACAGUAACGUAAACUUGUCAUAUAUUCCUACGAAGGAGAACCCUGCAGAUGUGGCUUCUAGGGAGACAACGCUAGAAAAAUUGAAAUCUAACACUACGUGGUGGUAUGGUGCAAAGUGGUUGCUGGAACCAAUGCCCGAUUGGCCAGUAUACAGUGAUCAACAAAGUGAUAUUACUGAAGAGGAGAUAGAAGAAGUAUUACAAACAGAAGAGAAAAGCAACAAAGAAACAAUGUUAGUGCAAUUGACCAAUGUUGACAAUACAGAAAGGGCAAGUAAUCCGCCAUUUGAUAUUGACAGUAACAAAUAUUCUUCUGUAACUCGUCCAACAAGAGUUACCGCGUUAGUUUUACGCUUUGUGCGGAAACUAAAAAAAAGUGUCGUGUAA